Eupeodes corollae is the source of this 2684-nucleotide messenger RNA. RefSeq lists its product as uncharacterized. Lineage: Eukaryota; Metazoa; Arthropoda; Insecta; Diptera; Syrphidae. Bases 171 to 2684 code for a protein of 837 amino acids. The record is from RefSeq and is a predicted model, not a curated record. The transcript is spliced from 7 exons. Gene Ontology annotation, molecular function: nucleic acid binding. Gene Ontology annotation, biological process: DNA integration.
GCACAUCGCAGCAAAAUGUCCAAAGGAGCAACGACCAGCUGGAUCCUGUUUCAAAUGUGCUGACGAGGGGCACACUUACAAAAACUGCCCUUAUAUUGUGAAGACCAGAGUUGGAGCCGUGAACCGGGAUGCCCUACAUGAUGACACCAAGGAGCUGACUCAGAGUUUGGAUGCUGUUCAGAUGUCCGAUUAGUUUCAUACGAAAGUCUGUUCUGCCUGAAGAAAUUAACGUUCAAGAAUCAUUAACGUAUUCAAGAUUUAAAGGAUUAGGAAACAUUAAACUCUUUACGUACGAUGAAGUAACUCCUAUACCUUUACUUAUUGGUCGUGAUCUCCUUGAAAUCUUUAAUAUAAAACUUAACAUGAACUGUAAUAAAGUUAAUAUAACUUCUGAGCAGUGUCAAAAUGAAAUUUGUUCGAAUAAAGUUUUUCUUUCUAACCAAUUGUAUAUGUGCACUUAUUCUGAUGAAAAAACCGAACCUUCAGAGUGUAGUCAUUAUAAGAACAACAUAAAUGAUGUUUUUGGGAGCAGCGUAUUAGCCGGUGAAUUAAAGAUACAACCUAAAGAACUUAGUGAUUGCUUCAAAGACAAGUUGAAUACAUUUGAUCAUGAUCGGAUUAAGCUUAAAGACGAUCUUGAUGUGAAGAGAGAAUACAAUAAUGUUGAGCCAAGUAGUUCUCCGUAUGCUGCACCAAUAGUUUUAGUUAAGAAAAAAUCUGGUGAAACCAGAAUGUGUAUAGACUAUCGAGCAUUGAACAAACGUACAGUAAGAGAUCCUCAUCCAAUACCAUUGAUAGACGAUUGCAUUGAAUACCUGGAGGGGAAGAAGGUUAUGACCUUAUUAGACCUUAAGAGUGGGUUUUACCAGGUAAAGGUAGCAGCAGAUUCAACACAAUUAACAUCUUUCGUAACCCCGAACGGUCAAUGGGAAUUUCUUAAAAUGCCUUUCGGCCUUAAGAAUGCGCCCAGUGUUUUUCAGAGAUUCAUAAUUCAAAUUUUUCGUGAAUUUAUAGACAGAGGAGAUAUAGUUGUCUACCUAGAUGAUAUAUUAAUUGCUAGGUUUAAAGUAACGGAACAUGGCAUCCAACCUAGUGAUUCCCAUAUUCGAGCGAUUGCUCAAUAUCCUGUGCCUAAAGACAGAAAGAAAUUGCAUUCAUUUUUAGGACUUUGUUCAUACUUUCGCAGAUUUACUUCCGAAUGCGAAGAUGUUUUUCAGACUUUAAAGGAACGGUUAACAUCUCCACCUGUAUUGGCAAUCUAUAGUCCAAGGAAAGAAACAGAACUGCAUUGCGAUGCAAGUUCAUUAGGGUAUGGUGCAGUUCUACUCCAACGACAAGAAGAUGAUAAAUUACAUCCGGUAGCAUUCUUCUCUAAAAGCACCACUGAUCAAGAGGCCAAAUACCAUAGUUUUGAAUUGGAAACUUUAGCCAUAAUUUCAGCUUUACGUCGGUUCCGUGUUUAUUUGCAAGGUAUUCCUUUUACAAUCGUAACUGAUUGCAGUUCUUUAACAAUGACACUGAACAAAAAGAAUGUUAAUCAUAGAAUUGCUCGAUGGGCCUUAGAGCUGGAGGAUUAUGAUUAUAAGGUCAAACAUCGUAGUGGUGCCAAUAUGAAUCAUGUUGAUGCCUUAAGCAGAUGUAAUGUUAUAUCCGUUAUUGACUCUGAGGAUGUUGAUUUCCAACUCAGAGCAGCCCAAAAUCGAGAUGAAAAAGUUGAAAAAUACAUUAAAAAUUGUAUCCGUUGCAUAAUGCACUCAGCACCAGUUCGAUCUAAUAUACGCAAUUUGUUCAAUAUUCCUAAGGAGCCCAUUCCAUUCCAUACAAUACACUUGGAUCAUCUUGGUCCUCUCCCUUCAAUAAAGUCAAAGAGAAAACAUAUAUUAGUGGUAAUAGAUGCAUUUACAAAGUUCACUAAAUUAUACCCAGUUGUAUCUACAAGCUCAAAAGAAGUAUGUGCAGCACUAAGAAAAUAUUUUGAGUAUUACAGUAGGCCAUCAAGAGUAAUUACUGAUAGGGGAACCUGCUUUACAUCACUAGAGUUUAGUUCAUUUGUUAUAGACCAGAAUAUAGAUCAUGUUAAGGUGGCAGUUCAUUCGCCACAGGCCAAUGGUCAAGUAGAGCGAGUCAAUAGGGUAUUAACUGGCAUGCUUGCUAAGCUUUCGGAACCAAUCGAGCACUCAGAUUGGGUUGUUACUUUAACACAAAUAGAAUUCGGACUAAAUAACACUAUACAUCGCGCUAUUCAAAAUACACCAAGUCAAUUGUUAUUUGGUAUUAACCAAAGGGGAGUAGUAAUCGACAAAUUAACAGAAUUUCUUGAUGAUAAACAAUUAAGUCAACUGGAAAGAAAUCUUGAAUUGUCAAGAGAAAAGGCUUCAGAAGCAAUCACUAAGAUUCAGGAAUAUAAUAUUAAAUAUUUUAAUGAGCAUAAUAACCCGGCACGUAUAUACGAUGAGGGUGAUUAUGUAGUAAUAAAAAAUGUAGAUACAACAACCGGUGUAAAUAAGAAAUUGGUUCCAAAGUUCAGAGGCCCAUACGUUGUUUACAAAAUUCUACCUAAUGAUAGAUACGUAAUACGCGAUAUCGAAGGUUGUCAAAUCACACAGCUGCCAUAUGAUGGCAUUGUCGAGUCUCGAAAUAUUCGACUUUGGAAGAAUCGAGACUCUGAAGGUUCGGUUGAUUAA